Fusarium coffeatum is the source of this 1173-nucleotide messenger RNA. RefSeq lists its product as uncharacterized. Bases 1 to 1173 code for a protein of 390 amino acids. The record is from RefSeq and is a predicted model, not a curated record. Gene Ontology annotation, molecular function: oxidoreductase activity. The transcript has a single exon. Lineage: Eukaryota; Fungi; Ascomycota; Sordariomycetes; Hypocreales; Nectriaceae.
AUGGCCGCCGUUCCUCAAUCGCAACUGGGAAAGUUUCGCUACCUCGUGAGAGGAGCCAAGCCCACCCCGAGCACAGAAGCUUAUUUGUUGCCGUCGCUCUCUGAAUUCGGAGAUAUCGUCACGUUGCCUCUCACUGACUUGCGGCCGUCUCUGGAUCUUGGAGAGGAUUCUCCGUACAGUCUUCAAGUCCAUGGAUUUACCGCUCGUCGACACCCCUCAGCUCUACACUCAGCUCCUUACAAUCGGGCCAGCUGGAAUAAUGAGAAGCUCCUUCGUGAGGUCUACUUUCCUGAAGUGGUAGAGUUCGUUCAGAACUUAACGGGAUGCAAGAAGGCAGUGGUAUCUGCCGCGGUUGUGCGAAACCGAUUGUAUAGCGAGGGCGAUGGCUCUUCGGCUCCAGGAGCUGAGGCGGAUGCGCAACCCGAAGUGCAAGAUGACACAUCUCACCUGUUUCCACCGAUCUUUGGUAAUUAUAUAAAAGAUGGUGUAUGUCCGGCCCCAAAGGUGCAUCUGGACUGUACUCCAAAAGGCGCAAGGCACCAUAUUCGUCGCUAUCAUAGCGAGGUUGCUUUGGCAGCUGAGCAUGUAAUUGUGGCAGAAAACCGUUUGCUUGAAUCAGGCAUUCCAUGGAACGACGUCAAGAACCAUUAUGGCGGGGACAAGCACGGUGAAGGUAAAAUACCUCACUUUGCGCUGUUUUCGAUAUGGCGACCCUUGAAGACGGUUCAUCGUGACCCUCUCGCUAUUUCAUCGGCGGCUUCUUUUCCCGUGUCUGAUUACGUUCCCUCUGAUCAACGCGAGCCAACAGACCACAGCAUCCCUGCUCACCUAUACCGCAUCAUAAGCAAUAGUAACAGCCAAGAUGUUGAAGGGCCUGAUAUGAAUGACGGCACGUAUCAGACCCAAAGCUACCUCGCAUACGCACCGCAGGAUGAGGAAAAGACUUCGCAUGACUGGCACUACAUUUCAGAUCAACAACCCUCCGACGUCCUGGUGAUUCAAUUGUUCGACAACGAGAUGGAAGCGCAUGCACGAGCACCUUUGGAGGGCGGCAGAGGUAAGUCUGAUCUUGGAGUUGGGGGAGCUGUCCAUAGUGCUUUCGAGCUGGUGGAUCAGGAUGAGAAGGCGGAAGCUAGGGAAAGCAUUGAGGUUCGGGUCGCAGCAUUCUGGUGA